ACGCCUACAGUAUUUGUCGUUUUUCGAUCUAUAGAUCCUUAUUACACAAGUUAAUGCCAAAGAAUACUUGAAAGAAUAAUUGAAAUUUUAAACAAAAAACAGUAAAAAUACGUGUGUGUGCUUAAACAAAUGUUCAGAAAAAAGAAGCGAUUUAAACACUAGUCAAAGCCGGUCGUUAAGAUUUUUAAUGAGAAAGUGAAAAGAAAAAUAAGUGAAAGGUGGCAAAAGAAGAGAAAAGAAAGGAAAAUAUAUGAAUAUGAAAGGGAGGACUCAAAUCCACAUAUGUAUGUUGAUGUGGUUGUGUUGGACCGUGGAUGCCACACACUUGCAGGGGUCCUUUGAUACACAGGAUUUCUUUAAAUUUCUCGUGAAAUUCGGUUUUCAGAAAGCAGAGUCUCACCGUCCUCAGGACUCUUUCGGUUACAUAUAUGGCAAUAUCACAUCCGACAAUGAGUUUCAUCAGCCAGUGACUCUUGUCGUACUGGACAAAUCAACGUUUGUCGACUUCUAUCACAAUCGCAGUUUGAGCAUCUACGGUCGCGAGUUGGCAUGUCAACAUAUGUUCAAAAACAUCCAGUACUUGGCUUACGAUCCGGAUUGUAACGCCCAUGGUAAACGCGAUUUUCUUAGACGAGUGCCAUGCCCAAAGGGCCAGUUAUGCCAGGAUGAAGACGCACCCAGUAAUGUCGUUGCAGGACAUCAAUUUACCUAUGUCAUCAGUGAAGUCUCGCAGCCAAGGUUUUGGUAUAUGGCCAUUGUGGCCUGUUAUCGCAAUCGAACAACGUGUCAAUGGCACGCAUAUGAUACCCUAACAGCGCCAGCAUCGUUUUUAAAUAACAGUAUUUCGGUAUUGCACUAUGACAUUCAUGUUGUAAAUGGCCAUCCCAACAAUUCAGACGAUCAUCCCCUUACAUAUGAGUUCUCCUUCGAUCAACAGAAUCUUUUAGAAAUGUAUUUAAUAUUCCUGUUGGUUUACAUUGUUCUACUGCCCAUGCAAAUUUACGCGGUGCGUUUGCAGAAACAUCCUGUCACAAAGUUGUUUACAAUCAGUUUGCUAAGUGAGUUCGUAAGUUUAGUAUUAAUAACAUCCCAUCUGAUCAAAUAUGCCAGCAAUGGCAAAGGAUUGCCAAAUUUGCAGACAUCCGGAGACAUUUUAGAUAUUGUUAGUAGGACCACAUUUAUGUUAAUACUGCUACUGCUAGCCAAGGGAUGGGCUGUAACACGUCAACAAAUAAGUCGCACCGGUUGGAUUAUAUUGAUGAGUAUAUGGGUGCCCUAUUGUGCUUUUCAUGUGUUCCUCUACUACUGGAAUAGAACGGAAGUUGAUAUAAUUUCCGAUGUGGACGAGUAUCAAACUUGGCCUGGUUGGAUAGUUCUUAUAUUACGCACCACAUUCAUGUUAUGGUUCCUGUACGAACUACGCAAUACCAUGAAAUAUGAACAUUCAUCUAAAAAACUAGAUUUCCUUUUACAUCUGGGAGCAUCCAGUCUGGUGUGGUUUAUUUAUCUUCCGAUAGUGGCCAUAGUAGCAUUACAAGUGAGCCCCAUGUGGCGCUAUAAAUUAUUAUUGGGUAUAACAAAUUCAGCUGAUUGUUUGGCAUAUUGUGUUAUGACAGGACUCUUGUGGCCAAAUAGAUCUGGACAGUAUUUGCUUUUGACAGGCUCAAAAUACGCAGGUAUGGAUGAACUAGACGAAUUCAAUGAAGCCCCACACAUUGUGCGGGAACGUGAGAGAAGGCAAAAUUCUAUCGACAAUCCCGUGGUGGUGGUUACGAAUGCCACCAGCAAUCAUUCAACGAAUCGGCCAAAUGGUGACGCCUGCGCGGAUCUUUUAGAAGCAGAAGACUUGGACGCGGAACUUCUAACAGACCUUAAUAAGAAUAGUCAUAUUGUGGCAUAAGAAGUGCCACACCGUAUUUAGGACGUAUGUUUAAACUGCGCAAUUACUACUGAAUAGUGCUUAUGAUAAUGGUUUUUAUUAUUGUAUUGUGCGCACACCUCAUACACAAUACACAGAAAUACAAUAGUUGAAAAUCUUUUUGUAUAAGCAUUUGCCAAAUGCUAAGAUAACAGAGUGAUAAUCUUGUUUAUAACCUGAGAGUUUCUUUCAAUUAUUAUUUGUGUAAUUCAUAUAAUGUAUACAUAGUAACAUUAGCGAUAUUAAUUAAUUAUAAUAUAACAUAAGCAACGAAUGUUUUUUUUUUUUUUAAGUUCCAACAUUCUACUUUAGCAACAAUGUAAAAUAUCUUUGUAUCUAGACUCUUUUCAUUUUUGUUCAUUCAUUUGAUUCGAUAAAUAUGUCAUUCGCGGUUUCUUUAAAAUUCGUUAAUGAACGUACAUUCAAAUUAUAGCCAUUAUUUUUGUGAUUUAUGAAAUGAGACACACAAAACAAAAACAAAGCAAAAAAUACUUUAUUGUUAAUUAUUAAUCUUUGUAUAUUUUUCUAAGAAAAUAUCAUUGAAUAUGUUAUAUUUAAGUAACACAACAACAACAACAUAACACAACAUUACAAAACGAAACGCUGCAUACAUUCAUUAGUUUUUAGUGUAUAUUUCUAUUUAAGAUCUAAAAGAUUUAAAUAUUUUAAAUUGGAUAAUAGUGUCAAGAUGAUGUGACAGCUUUUGAUCAAUCAUGUCAUAUAAAUUUUAAAUGAACAAAAAAAAAAACAAUUAUAGAACUGAAUUAAUAUCA
Messenger RNA from Musca domestica (house fly), 2691 nucleotides. Its product is annotated as integral membrane protein GPR180. The record is from RefSeq and is a predicted model, not a curated record. Gene Ontology annotation, biological process: response to pheromone; G protein-coupled receptor signaling pathway. Lineage: Eukaryota; Metazoa; Arthropoda; Insecta; Diptera; Muscidae. The transcript has 6 exons. Bases 251 to 1900 code for a protein of 549 amino acids.